Molecule: messenger RNA, 2258 nt
Organism: Neodiprion virginianus
Lineage: Eukaryota; Metazoa; Arthropoda; Insecta; Hymenoptera; Diprionidae
Product: zinc finger FYVE domain-containing protein 1-like
Exons: 7
Coding region: 105-2159 (684 amino acids)
Molecular function (GO): metal ion binding
Source: RefSeq, a predicted model, not a curated record
UGUUCCAGGGGUAUCAGAUCCAUGACUGCUGCUGUACAUACAUACGCACUUCGCUUAUCCCGCCGACAGUUCAUCCGUCUCCUUUCUACUAGAAAUGUUCAAAUAUGACCACCUUGGGUUGUCAUAAUGUGGAAGAUCUGAUGCGACAAAGCUGCAAAAUUAAGCCUACCAGUUCAGCAAUAAUGGAAAGUUUGGAUAGCCUUCCAUCCAAUGAUCGUGAUAACCAGAAACCUAGUGGAGGAAGUACACCAUGGCAUGAUUCGACGAUUCAUAAAAAAUCUCCAGUGCAACCAUUAAAUGAAUCGCACAGCUUUUUACUAAUUGAUGGAAGAGAGCAUCUCAAAGUUUCAAGCACUGAACAAUUUAUUGAGAAUUUAAAAUGUGGCGGUAAAAAUGUAAAGUUAAAAGUUGUAUCCAUAUUUGGCAACACAGGGGAUGGAAAGAGCCACACGUUGAACCAAGUAUUUUUUGGUGGUCAAGAAGUAUUUCGAACUUCAAAUGAGCAAAGCUCUUGUACACUCGGGGUCUGGGCAGCAUUUGAUCCCACAUUAAAAGUAAUUUGCUUGGAUACCGAAGGACUGCUAGGAAUAACAGCUCAUGAAAAUCAACGAAUGAGACUUUUGCUCAAAGUUCUCGCGGUGUCUGACAUUGUAGUUUAUAGAACUCGCUCUGAGAGACUUAACCGAGACUUAUUUACAUUUAUUGGAGCUGCAUCACGAGCUUACAGUCACCAUUUUCAAAAUGCACUACAAGCUGUUGGGCAAAGAGAAGGUAUGAACGGCUCUUUGAGUGCACUUGGGCCAAGUAUCAUAGUGUUUCAUGAGACUCGGCAUACCAGAACAUUGUCCAGUAAUGCAACAGAAAGUGCAGAGGAUAUUUUAAGAGCACGUUUUGAUCAGAUGCGGUUGGAAAUUGAAGCGUUUAGCUCAAUAAAGUAUGUUGGUGUCGAAACGCCAAAUCCGCCAACAGAUUAUCAACCCUUGAGGAGGGCCAUUAAAAAUGAGCUGGAUAAUACGACUGUUCGUUCUGCUAGGAGGCCUCACCUGGUCUAUGGCACUCUUAAAAUACUCAAUGAUAAAUUUUCUGGUGAAAUUGAAAACUUGUCAAACAUCCUAUUUCCUGACCAGUACUUUACUUGCACUGUCAAGUGCUUGAGCUGUGAUUGUAGAUGCAUCAACAGUAUGGGACACCUGCGUGAAGGCAAACCCCAUGCUAGUGAUUCCAGAUGUCGUUACCAGCAUCAGUAUGAAAACUUGGUCUACAUUUGUAAAAAGUGUCAUGGCAACGGAAGUGAAGUCGUUGUCACUAGUCGUACGCUAACCCAGAGUGAUGCAAGCUGGUAUGGAUUCGCCAAGUAUGCGUGGUCUGGAUACGUGAUAGAAUGUCCACACUGUGGUGAGAUAUAUAGAAGUCGACAGUUUUGGUACGGAAAUAAAAAUCCUGAGGAUGCAGCUGUUAGGACAGAAAUAACACAUGUUUGGACUACGGCUAAUGCUUCACUGGCAUCUCAGAAUACUGCUCAAAGAGUUAUUGACGGUGUUUCGUAUAUAACUGAAGCUGUAACCAAUGCAUCAAUUCAACCGACAAAACUAUUGACAUCCUGGGUUGCCGAUCAAGUUGCUCCUACAUACUGGCGGGCCAACAACGAAAUUAAACACUGUCAUAAGUGUAAAGCUCCAUUUGGCCCAACAGAUACAAAGCACCAUUGCCGAGCUUGUGGUGAAGGGUUUUGUGCCACCUGCUCAUCAAAAACAAAACCAGUGCCACUAAGAAAUUGGUACACGCCAGUUAGAGUUUGUGAUAUAUGUUUUGACAAGGACGAUAAUUCUAAUGAAGAUUUGACUGAAAGUUCCGAAGAUGUUAGCGCAAGGAAAGUUACCGAACAUGUCGUUUCGACAUUGAACGUGGUUGGAACUGUCUUGAGUUACUCAAAGUCACUGAUCAAGGAUACAGUGAGGCCAAGCUACUGGGUACCUGACUCGGAAGUAACAAACUGCUGUGUCUGUGCGGUAAAUUUUUCAGACACAGUGCCUUUACAUCACUGCAGGGAUUGUGGCCGCGGGGUUUGUCAAGAUUGUUCUACUCAUCGAAAGCCAGUUACUCGACGUGGUUGGGAUAAAUCUGUUCGUGUGUGUGAUCUGUGCAUCAAGAUCGAUUGAAAAAUGACUGUUAUUUUAAUAACUUGAUGGCGAGCUAUUAAGAGUUAUAUAAAUGUAAAUAAUUGUUAUCCCGAUGUCGAGUAAAGACCAUCAAAGAAA